UGAAAUGAAAUUGACACUUGCAGUUUGAAAAAGCGUUGUAUAGUGACCGGCCGUUUCACGUUAUAAACAGUGAUAAAAUCGAAAAUGUCAGCUUUUCAUGGAUUUCCCGAAUUGCCGGGACCUGAUGAAACAGCCUUCUGCAAACUAAAUGAAGUAUAUUGCUGCGGGAACUGCCGAUAUGGCAACAUUUCAACAUUUACCAACACCACUAAGAAACAUCCAGUGAUAAACGUAACAAGAGAGAUACAUCAUCAUCGUGCCACCGACGAAAAUGUAUCCAUGUACGUCGACGUUGAAGACAAUUUACUGAAAAAAAUAACCAGUGUGUGGUACAAACAGGGGUUUCUAGAAGCUUUGAGCGUAGCCGCAGACCCUAGCGUCAAUCGAGAAAGCCCAGUACUCGCUCUGACCGCGUCAUACCUUUUAAAAGUCGCUAAUGUGUUUACGGCCUUUCAUUAUUUCAUGCAGCCACAUUUAAAAGAUAUUGGGCCUAAAAUCGUGGCAAAUUACUCUAAGACCAGGAACUGGGGGAGUGGCCCUAUAAAAUGCUUGGCUUGGCACCCUCAUACUACUAAAAUAGCGGUAGCAACCACUGAUGAUAACAUAAGAGUGUAUUGCACGGAGGCUUCGUUUGUGCCGAUGUUGAAAUGUAAAGCGCAAGGACACGUGUCUUCGCUUAGUUGGAGACCAUAUUCGGCUUCGGAGAUAGCUGUGGGGUGCGAGCAGGGAGUAAUUGUGUGGACAGUGGACCCUAAUUCUACAUUUACAAAGCCGUCUUCGAGUAAUGCAGUAGUUUUGAAACAAAAUAACCACAGUCCAGUAACAGACGUAAGCUGGUCACCCAAUGGUGACCUCCUCAUCAGCUGCAGUGGAGCCGACACCUCCAUGCUCAUAUGGGAUGUCAGCAUGGAAACGGCAGUGCCAUUGAGACGUGUGGCCGGUGGUGGUAUAGUCUUCUCUCGGUGGUCGUUUGGCGGGAGCAAAGUGUUUGCCGCCACAUCAUCUAUAAUAUUUAGGGUGUGGGACACUAAACAGUGGACGCCGGAGCGCUGGUGUGCGCGCGGCGGUCGCGUGGUGGCUGCUUGCUGGGGGCCCGGCGAUCUUCUGCUAUUUGCUGCCAAGAGCGAACCUAUGGUCUAUGCGCUUAGUAGCACUGGGCUUAUGAAUGGCGCCCAGAACAUGAAAGCAUUACCAGUACUGGACGUGACAAAGACUGAGCUACCAUCAGGUGACCCCGUAGGGGGUCCUAUAUUAGACAUGUGCUGGGACCCCUCGGGCCGAUACCUGGCCCUCAUGUUUGAGGAGUCUGCACUUGUGGCCGUCUUCUGCACUACUAAUAUCAUGAUGCAGCUUAAAAUAACACCCUGCUGUUUCGUAUGCGGUAUAGAGAACGAAGUGCCACUGACUAUGGCGUUCCAACAGAAUUUCACCGACGGGGCCUGUCUGACAGUGGCCUGGUCUAGUGGCAGAGUUCAACACUUCCCUAUCGUGUACACUGAUGGUUACUAGAGUUACCAUUCUUACCAUUGCUAAGUGAUCAUGGACUUUAGCAGAACUUCGGGCUUGUCUUUAUAUGAACAUGGACUAGUGGUCCAUAUUAUUAACAUGUUCAUAAUAUAUCUACAACUGAAGCUCAAAGUGAGUACUAGAGUGACCUAGUGAGUGAAGCGACUACCAUUUUAGAAGAAUUUUACCGACGGGGAUUGUCUGACAGUGGCUUGGUAUCGUGGCAGAGUUCAACACUUGCCUAUUGUGUACACUGAUGGUUACUAGAGUUACCAUUCUUACCAUUGCUAAGUGAUCAUGGACUUUAGCAGAACUUCGGGCUUGUCUUUAUAUGAACCAGUAAUAUGGACUAGUGGUCCAUAUUAUUAACAUGCUCAUAAUAUACAGCUGGAGCUCAGUGGAUCCUAGAGUGACCUAGUGAGUGAAGAGUACAGUACUAAAGCGACUACAUAAUUUUAGAAGAAUUUCACCGCCGGGGCUUGUCUGAAAAUGGCCUGAUCUAGUGGCAGAUUCAACACUUCCCUAUUUAUAGACAAUCGCUGAUGGCUACUAGUUAUUAUUGCACUAUACCAAAGUGAUCUCGAUUUCUAAAAUGUUUGAAAUGGCGACUUCACAUCCACUCCAACCCUACCGUAAAACCACCCAAAUAUAAUCCAAUACUGCAACUAUGAUUCACAAGUUGAAAGGUAAUUAAGUAUAAGUACUAGGGCGGUUUGGUAAGUAGCUUGGUUCGACCUGAAAACAAAUGUGUUGAGGAAUGUUGUGUACUUUAUGAAACCAAGCUUUAUAAAAAUGUGCAGAACUCACUCAGUUGAGAUCCGUAUGGCUUCAUCUAAUUCGCGUACUUUUAUUUUUCUGCCAGCUAAAACUAUAUCUUGAAUUUCUAUCGAACCAAGUUACUUCUCAAACCACCAAUACCGUAGCAAUGUUAUUUUAGAUAUUGUCUGAGUUUUUUCUUUGUCUUAGAACUACAAAAUUCGAAUAAAAUACACUUUAACGAAGAUAAUCGAGUUAAUUUUGGGCUAUAGUU
Molecule: messenger RNA, 2536 nt
Organism: Cydia splendana
Lineage: Eukaryota; Metazoa; Arthropoda; Insecta; Lepidoptera; Tortricidae
Product: aladin-like
Exons: 6
Coding region: 85-1509 (474 amino acids)
Biological process (GO): nucleocytoplasmic transport
Cellular component (GO): nuclear pore
Molecular function (GO): protein binding
Source: RefSeq, a predicted model, not a curated record